AUGUGCAGCAUGCCAUUCUGCACGCCUCUUGCUUGCCUGCCGGGGGUGAUAGGCGCAUUGCAGGCGGUGGAGGCGGUGAAGCUGCUGGCGGGGGUGGGCGAGCCCCUCUCACCGCGCAUGCUCGUCUACGACGCCCUCGCCGCCUCCUUCCUCUCCGUGAAGCUGCGAAAUCGAGUGCCGACGUGCAUGGCGUGUGGGGAGGGCGCCAGCAUGACGGCGGGCAGUAUCAGCGCCUUUGACUACGAGGCCUUCACCGCCUCGCCCUUCCACGACCAGGGCCCCAAGUCCCUCUCUCUCAUCCCCCCCAGCCAACGAGUGCCGCCCGCCGCUCUCCUUGCCGCCCGGCAGCAGCGCCGCUCACACGUGGUGCUGGACGUGCGGCCGCCACACCUCUUCUCCAUCGCCCACCUGCCCGGCGCCAUUAACACACCCCUCGCCACCCUGGCGGCCGCUGUGGACGAGAUCAAAUCAGCCGCCCGGGCAGCUGCCACGUCAGCCUCGUCCACGUCACCACAACAGGCAGCUGCAGCGCCGUGUGAGCAGGUGGCAGCGGCAGAGGAGCAGCAGGGCGGGGCGAGUGGGGAGGAGGAAGGGGCGGAGGCGGAGGUGUUUGUGGUGUGCCGGCGGGGCAACGACUCGCAGCGCGCGGUGAGCGCGCUGAGGGAGGCGGGAGUGGGGUCGGCUGUGAGUGUGGACGGCGGCAUGCUCGCUUGGGCCCUAGUGGACCCCUCCUUCCCCACCGUCUGA
Molecule: messenger RNA, 747 nt
Organism: Closterium sp. Yama58-4
Lineage: Eukaryota; Viridiplantae; Streptophyta; Zygnematophyceae; Desmidiales; Closteriaceae
Source: the annotation of a GenBank genome assembly